CAAAAAUCAUUUUACUUUGAUAGACCGUUUAUAAUUAUGAAAAACAGUGAAUAUAAUGUAUAACAGAAUAUAUAAUACGUUAAUUGUUGUAGGCUUUGUUUUAGUACAAUAUAAAGUUUUAAGCACCAUACAUCGAGUGGUAGGAGGUUACGACGCCCCUAUAGAAUUCGGAAAAUUUCACGCUUCACUUCAGAAUUUGACUGGCCACCAUGUAUGUGGCAGUGCAGUUGUGUCAAAAUCACAUGUUGUCACUGCUGCACACUGUGUGCUAGGUGCUGAACCUCAAUACGUUAAAGUUGUUGUUGGUACUAACAAUUUAGAUAAAGGAGGACUACAAUAUAACGCCGAGGCUAUAAAUAUCAAUGAGGGGUAUGAUGGUACUUCGAGAGUUAAUGAUAUAGCUAUAGUUAAAAUAACUGGUUCUUUUGAUUUACAACAUGUUACCAUUCUUGAUUUGGAUAAUAAUGAAUUGUCAGAAGGCGAUCCUGUAAUUCUGACGGGAUUUGGAGCGCAAGAGCCUAAUGGAGAAUCCAGUCGUCAAAUGUACGCGCUCAAUUUAACAGUAUUCUGUCAGGAAACUUGUCGAUACGCAAUGCGCUAUUCAAAGGAGGUCGUCGACAGCAUGUUCUGCACUUUUACACAAAUUGGUCAAGGAACUUGUCAUGGAGAUUCUGGAGGCCCACUUAUCAAAGAUAACAAACUUGUAGGCUUAGUUUCAUGGGGGAUUCCUUGUGCUGUUGGAUUUCCUGAUGUGCAUACCAGGAUCUCACAUUACACAGAAUGGAUAAAAGAAGAAACGAAACAUUAUUUACCUACACAGUUAUCCAGAUUUAAUUUAUAGCAGUGCAAACUGGUCCAUGUAUAUGUAAAAUCUUGUACUCUGGCAUAUAAAAAUUGACGCCAUUCUUUUAAAUCCUUAGAUAAAAAGAUGUAUAUUUCUGUAUUUUAAUUUAAUAACUAUGUCGUGUUGAGUAGGUAAUUAAGACGUAUCCUAAUUACGUAUUAACCUAAUGUUGUGUACAACUGUAGAACUAUUUAAUGAUAUCUAUUUAUUUAUUUAAACUCUAUUGACCAAUAAAAUGUGCUACAAAGGCGGACUAAUACUAUAGGCAUUCUGCACCAGUCAACCAACAAAAAAUAUUUAUAUUUUAGUAUAAAAUGGUAAUUAGAUACACACAAACAAUUAUAAAAUAAACAUACAUAUUUAUAUAUUACUACUUAGGUAUAAAAAUAUACACAUAUACAUACAUGUACACAUACAUAUGAUGAACUAUUGCCUACUUGUUUACUUUUUUGAUUUAAAGAAUUUAAUAGAUAAGAUUGAGCACUGUUCUUGAAGGCAAAUUUAAUAGAUAGGUAGGGAACGAAAUCUGGAUAGGUAACGAAAUUUAAUAGUACAAUUUAUAUACGUAAAUAUCUGUGUAAAUAUAAGUGAAGUCUUAUUUUUUGUCUAUAAUUAAAAUAAAACAAAAUGUAGUUUAAUGUAUUUUAAUAAUCUUA
Molecule: messenger RNA, 1500 nt
Organism: Galleria mellonella (greater wax moth)
Lineage: Eukaryota; Metazoa; Arthropoda; Insecta; Lepidoptera; Pyralidae
Product: chymotrypsin-1-like
Exons: 5
Coding region: 56-841 (261 amino acids)
Biological process (GO): proteolysis
Molecular function (GO): serine-type endopeptidase activity
Source: RefSeq, a predicted model, not a curated record